This is a messenger RNA of Hypoxylon fragiforme, 2273 nucleotides long. Its product is annotated as alpha/beta-hydrolase. The coding region runs from base 136 to 1887 and encodes 583 amino acids. The transcript has a single exon. The record is from RefSeq and is a predicted model, not a curated record. Lineage: Eukaryota; Fungi; Ascomycota; Sordariomycetes; Xylariales; Hypoxylaceae.
CCUGGGGUAAAUAGCCCUGGAGCCUGGAGGAUUGAAAUGGGCCAAGGCGUUGCUUCACCUACCUACCUAACCCAGAAGGCUAGAACUUCCAAGCUUACCUAGGUAUUUAUACCUGAACAUCGACACAACGCCAAGAUGGCACAGAAUAAACAGUUCGUCGAAGAAGCUCACAAACCCACCCCCAUCCCGAGGCCACGGCGGCUUCGUAGCUUGGUAAUCUGGAGAUUCCUUGUCGCCGUAGCCCUAUUAUCAAUCCUACUCUUCAAGGCAGUGUUGUCUUUCCCGGUUUUCUGGCGCAUCGCCCCCGAAAAUCGCCCGGCCUCUUUCUCUUAUUGCGGUGAGCGCAUCGCGUGGGAGGAAUGCGGCGACCUCCAUGGACGACCGCUUGAAUGCAGCAGCAUUGACGUGCCGCUGGAUCAAUUUAAUGCAUCUUCUUCUCGCGGCGUGAAUCGCAAAUCCUUCAGCAUCCCGCUGAUUCGCCAGCGCGGCCACAAUGCCACUCAGAAUCUGCUCCUGAACCCCGGCGGGCCUGGCGGUAGCGGGAUUGAGUUUAUCUACCGGCGUGGCGAGCAGCUGCGCGCUAUUGUCGGUGAAGGGUUCCACCUAUUGUCCUUUGACCCCCGCGGCGUCAACAGCUCGCGUCCACAGGCUACGUGCUACCCCGACGCUGAGACGCGCCGCGAAAGGUCUCGCGUACGCGCCAGCAGGGUCGUGGAAGACAGCAUUGAGGCAUUCGCGUGGUCGCACAAUUUUGUCAGGGCAUGCGCCGAUUCCAUGGGCGAGUACGCGCCGUACCUCAACACGCCGCAGACGGCUUCCGACAUGAACAGCAUUCUCGACGCGCUCGGACAGGAAGACUUGGUGUACUGGGGUUUCAGCUACGGCACGUUGCUGGGCCAGACGUACGCGACUCUGUUCCCCGAUCGUUCUAAGCGCGUCAUCAUUGACGGCGUCGCGAACCAAUUCGACUGGUACGAAGCACUGCUCGAUAACGAGACUUUUGAGGACACGGAAAACGUGUGGGAUGGCUUUUUAGACGAAUGCAUCAAGGCUGGCGCCAACUGCACCCUCUCAUCACUGGUGAAGUCCAAGGAACUACUAAAGGACAAGCUAUUCGCAUUCAUCGACGACCUAAGAGAGAGCCCGCUCAGCGUGUACAUCAACACCACCGUCUACGGGACCCUGGACUACGAGACGCUCUGGUACAGGGCCGUGUUCCCCGCGCUCUACAAGCCCGCGACCUGGUACGCGCUCGCGGACCGCCUCGCCUCGCUGCUGCAGGGCAACGCGACCUCCGCCUUCCUCGCGUACGGCCUCGACGAGCCGUGGAACAUGGAGGGCGACUCGAACGACUUCAUCACGCACAACGACGGCGCGUCGGGCGCGGCGCACUGGCCGCAGGACCGCAGCGCCGCCCUCGACCUGCUCAUCCCAUACAUGAACACGAGCCUCUUCGCGCCGGCCGAGUACGGCGGGUACUACACGAAGCAGCAGUGGCGCGUCCCGCGGGCGCACAGCUACGUCCCGCGCUCCGGCGUGCAGACCGCGCACCCGCUGCUCAUCCUCUCCACGACCUACGACCCCGUGUGCCCCCUGCUCUCCGCGCGCUCGGCCAACGCCGCGUUCGAAGGGUCCCAGAUCGUCGAGGUGCAGGGCUACGGACACUGCUCGCUGGCCGCGCCGUCGACGUGCUUGGCAAGGCACGUGAGGGCGUUCUUGUACAAUGGCACGCUGCCGGAUGGAUACACGCAGUGCGAGGUCGACGGGCCGUAUUUUAUCAAGCCGGAAGAGGACGGGAAGGUGAAGGCGCAGAAGCACUUUGAGGAUCCGGAGGAAAGGGGGAUUCACCUGGCGCAGCUUGAGCUCGCUAGGGAUUGGGAGUGGUAGUUGGCUGUCUCGACGCUUGUGUGUGCGCUAGGUGCAAUAUGGGACAGAUAAAGGCGAAAAUCAGUAUUUACCCCUAUUUAGUUUGCAUCCAUGGGUGUAAUGCUAUUGGUUUCGAGGAUAGACUACUAGUAUUUAGUUGGUAGCUACCUAGUCACCUCCUCGGGCCGACACGCUAGGAUCUGAUCGGCGAGAAAAUUUGACUCGACUCCAUACUUGCUAUCCUUAUUCGUAGACCGAGAUCGCGCAGCGGCGUAGACAUCAACUCUCGCGAUGUAACCAAGGGAUCUGUACUUACUAUUCCCAACAAAGAAUAGUUACAACAGCCAUAUGCAAGGGGAAUAAAUGGAGUGCUUAGCAGGCGUAGCAGAAUUGAUGUUGAAUUAGAG